Molecule: messenger RNA, 2235 nt
Organism: Zymoseptoria tritici IPO323
Lineage: Eukaryota; Fungi; Ascomycota; Dothideomycetes; Mycosphaerellales; Mycosphaerellaceae
Exons: 5
Coding region: 1-2235 (744 amino acids)
Molecular function (GO): protein binding
Source: RefSeq, a predicted model, not a curated record
AUGUCUCUCGAAGCAUUGCCCGCGGAGCCAAUCGGCAGGAUACUUGCGCUGCUGGACACGAAGAGCAUCAAGAGAUUGAGACUCGUCAGCCAUGAGAUUUGCAGCCCCGCGAACUCUUCUCUGCUGUCAAAGAUUUCUCUAGGCUACAGUACGAACGCUAUUGAUACCGCUAAUGCCAUUACUGCCCACGGCCACAUCGCCAGCUGUGGGAGGAGCCUGGCGUUUAACGUGGCGAUAUUCCCGCGGUAUCGUGCCUUCGACGAAUGGAAUCCCGAUUGGGAGCAACACAACGCACCCUCGCUCGAGGGCUUCAAUCUCUAUAAAAUGCUCGGUGGGAACCAGAGAAGAAUGCUCACGGGUGCGGGAGUCGCCGAUGCGCGACAUGACGAGCAACCGUUCAGCGCGGUGCGAAUUGCUAGGCGCGGCGAGCCGUCGCCGUUGGCUGUGUUCCUUUCUGUGGCCAUCGAGCUCCACAAUAGAUCCACGGAGUACAAUCUCUUCGCCCUGUCUGACCGUGUGGCCGUGGACUCAGCGGCAUGGUUCAGGGAGUGGGCGAACCCCCGCAUCAAUGUCUCUUACCCGUCUGCCCGCGGAGCCAACAAGAUCCUCGCAAUCUUGACCGUGGACGCCAUCAAGAAUCUGAGGCUCGCCAAUAAGGCAAUCUGCUAUCUCGCCAAUCCGUUCCUUCUGUCGGAAGUCUCCCUUCGCUACACUACAAGGGCUCUGCAUAUCGCCAAAGCAGUCGCCGCUCAUCCUCAGAUCGCGAGAUUCGUCCGACGUCUCGUGCUCAAUGUAGCCUUGUUCAAAGGCAAUGGCGACUUGACGGCAUGGGCCAGGGAAUUGGCGGACCGAGAAGCCUGCAUGAUCUGGAACGAGACGAAAGAUCUUACCAAACUGCGGCCGGAGUCGAUACCUUUGCAGAAAGUUUUGGACAGGUUCCGCGAGUGCAAAAAGGCAGCCGGGCAGCGUGGAGAGGGCGGCAAUACCUGCCCUCGUGCGACGAUUACGGCAGAACGCCGUCUCCGUGAGGUCGUGCAAAACAUUCCCGAGUUCUGGAAAGCAUAUCAAGGAGCCUGCAUGGAUCAGGAUCGUAUACUCCAUAAUUGGAAAGGAUCACGGAUGCGCACAUGCUUGGAGACUGUGCUUGAGGCUUGCCCUUCCAUCCAUGAGGUCGUUAUCAAGCAUGCCCACGAUCUUAUUCUCAAGCCGGCUGUUUGGAAAAGUAGCACGCCGCCUGAGAUUCGGCUGUUCAGCCGCCACUGUCGCGAUCUCAAAGAAUAUCGACCUUUCAGUCAGGCUUCGAGGAUGCGAACAGGCGUGACGAAGAAUCGCCAAUGGCAAGACGUUACCUGGCAGAUCGUGGAAUCUUGGGAUGAGGAUCAACACCGAGUCAGAGAAUAUCAUCCGGGUAGGAACGACGAUUGGGGCCAUGACGGUGACGGAUCUUACGUGCUUCAAGUCAUCGCACUGGCACCACGACUUCACCGUCUUCAUCUGGGCAUGACCCAGUACAACAGGAAUCUGCAGCUUCACUUCCCACCCAUCACCUGGUCCCAUCUGAACUCCGUCCGAAUCGACAACUUCGAGACAUCGGCAGACACAUUCACGCCAUUCCUACUGCGGCAUGCGUCCACCCUGGAGAGCCUUCCUCUAUCUCGCGCACGUCUCGCCGACGAUCAAUGGAUGAACGACUGCUUCUCAACCAUCGCCGGGAACCCUCCCGCACUGACGACCGUACGUCUCACGGGAAAAUUCUACGACGAAGAAAAUCACAAGUUUUGCAACUUUGAUCGCAGAAGAGGCAAAAUCGUUGCGAGCCAGCUGUCGAAGUACAUCAUGAGCGGAGAGAUGCAUUCGGAAGUGCGCAACUUGAUCCGAAGUCCGAAAUGCCACCCGCUCUCCUUGCACGGCAUUCCGACGACUGUGCCGACGGAUGAGUCCAAGGAAAGAGAUAUGGUCAACGCGAUCUAUACGGUCAUCAAACAACUCCAUCCAGAUGAACACAUGGGCACCACCAUCUCCAACACGUCCUCCGGCGACAGCCACGGCACAGACAGCAUCAAACCAUCCGACUCGAACGACAAGCUCUUUCCCAAGCCGAACGACUUCAUCCCGCUGCUGGACGACUCGUUCAUCGGCAAGCCGGCGAUCAUGAAGGACGUUCAACCAAAGCCAGCGUCCGACGACAAGGAGCUGAGCAACGGCGCUCCCAAUCAGUUCUUGCGCUUGAAUUGA